This is a messenger RNA of Laetiporus sulphureus 93-53, 2529 nucleotides long. Its product is annotated as Cc.Cdc5 protein. Bases 1 to 2529 code for a protein of 842 amino acids. Gene Ontology annotation, cellular component: spliceosomal complex; Prp19 complex. NCBI's taxonomy places the organism in Eukaryota, Fungi, Basidiomycota, Agaricomycetes, Polyporales, Laetiporaceae. The transcript is spliced from 8 exons. The record is from RefSeq and is a predicted model, not a curated record. Gene Ontology annotation, biological process: mRNA splicing, via spliceosome.
AUGGUCCGCAUUAUCAUCAAAGGAGGUGUUUGGAAAAAUACCGAGGAUGAAGUUCUCAAAGCGGCUAUUGCGAAGUAUGGUAAAAACCAAUGGGCGCGUAUAUCCUCGCUCCUGGUGCGCAAGACACCGAAGCAAUGUAAGGCACGCUGGUACGAAUGGCUAGACCCGUCAAUCAAGAAGACAGAAUGGUCAAAGACGGAGGAUGAAAAACUCUUGCACCUCGCAAAGCUCAUGCCCACACAAUGGCGUACCAUCGCACCCAUCGUCGGUCGCACCGCCACGCAAUGUCUGGAGCGAUACCAGAAACUCUUGGACGAGGCGGAAGCUAAGGAGAAUGAGGAGCUCGGACUUGCAGGGCCAGGCGAAGAGGCAGGCCCGAGCGCAGAUGAUGUCCGGCGGCUGCGUCCUGGUGAGAUCGACCCCGACCCAGAGACGAAGCCUGCCCGUCCAGACCCUAUCGACAUGGACGAGGACGAGAAGGAGAUGCUGUCUGAGGCGCGGGCGCGGCUGGCGAACACGCAGGGUAAGAAGGCGAAGCGGAAGGCACGCGAACGUCAGCUGGAGGAAGCAAGGCGGCUCGCUGUGUUGCAGAAGAAGCGGGAGUUGAAGGCCGCUGGGAUCAUCAUGCGUCACAAGACGAAGAAGAAGGGCAUGGAUUACAACGCAGACAUUCCGUUCGAAAAGAAGCCCGCGCCUGGGUUCUAUGACACUGCCGAGGAACAAGCACGGGCAACGACAGCCCCCGUCGGACAGAGCCUCCGCCGGCUCGAAAACAAGCGCAGGCCCGACGAUGAGGAAGCCGAGCGGCGCAAACGGCAACGCAAGGCGAAUAACAAGGAGGGCGAGAACGCGUCACACCAGACCAAGUUCGUCGCCGCACGCGAUGCGCAGAUCCAGAAGCUCAAGGAGGCGGAGUCGAUCGGGCGCCGGCGGAAGCUCGCGCUGCCGGCUGCGCAGGUGGGUGAGGCGGAGCUGGAGGACAUUGUCAAGAUCGGGCAGGCAGGCGAGAAUGCGAAGGCUUUGGUCGCUGGUGGGAACGAGGCUAGCGCGAGGCUGCUCAGUGACUAUGAGGGCCUUGAGAGGGCACGGAUGGCUCGGACACCGCGGACGGCUCCUCAACACGAUAACGUGAUGUCCGAGGCGCGCAACCUGCGCAACAUGACGAUCGCGCAGACACCCCUGCUCGGUGAGGAGAACACUCCUCUGCACACGGAUGCUGCAGGCGGCACGGGCUUCGAGGGCGCGACUCCGCGGCACCAGGUCGCGUUCACGCCCAACCCGUUGGCGACGCCCUUGCACCCCGGGGCUGCAGACGGCUUGGUAACGCCACGGGACCUGCAAGUAACUCCUGGAUCGGCGCUGAUGCGCACGCCGAUGCGCGACACGCUGAGCAUCAAUCCGAACGACCGGUUUCCGUCGGUCGCGGACACGCCGCGCGAGCAGCGGAUGCGGAUGUCGUCCGCGAGGCGUGCGCUUAAGGCAGGUUUCAUGACCCUACCGAAGCCGGAGAACAACUUUGAGCUGCUCGUGCCCGAGGAAGAGGAGGGCGAGGAACAGGCGGAGGGAGGGGAGGUCGAGGAAGACGCGGGCGAUCGGGAUGAGCGACUGCGGCGGAUGCGGGAGGAGGAGGAGCGCAAGGCGUUGGCGCGACGGUCACAGGUGGUGCAGCGCGGGCUGCCGCGGCCGGCCAAUGUCGAUGUGCAUCAGCUGUUGCAGGAUCUCACACUCGAGGGGGAGGAGCCAGUUGACGAGGCGGAGAAGCUCGUGCACCAGGAGCUUGCGGAGCUGCUUCUGCACGACUCGAUCGCUCAUCCAAUACCCGGUACGGUGCAUCCCGGCAGCACGGUGUCAUCCUAUCAGAUGCCUCCAGACGACACGGUUGACGCGGCUAAGUCAGCGAUCCGUGAAGAGCUGUCGACGGCUCUUGGAUACCCAGACGCGAACGAAGAACAAAUGAAGCAAGGUGUUGCAGCAGUGUCGGGGCUGGAAGAGUUGGACGAGUCGGCAUCGUGGGCGCAUGUCCGGCCGCAGCUGGCGUACGAUGCGAGCUCGAAGAUGUGGGUUGACCCGGCGAAACUCCCGGAGGAGGCGCGAGUGGCUGGGUACAGUGCACUGUUAGAGCAAUGUCGGCAACAGAUGGCACGGGACGCGGACAAGGCCGCGAAGACGGAGAAGAAGUUGAACGUCACCCUCGGCGGAUAUCAGGCGCGAGCAGGGGCACUCACGAAGCGGAUUGGUGGCGCGUUUGCAGAGAUGCAGAAGUUGAAGGUGGAUUAUGAGAGCUUCGUGCGGCUGCGGACGAACGAGAGCGCGACAGGCCCCGGGCGCGUUGCGACGCUGAAGGAAGAGGUGGAGAAGCUGGACAGGCGGGAGAAGAUCCUGCAAGAGAGGUAUGCGGAACUGGAUUUGGAGCGGAGGGAGUCGCAGGCCAGGGUAACGACGCUGGAGGAGAAGAUCAUGGCCGAGGCGGAGGCGUUGAACGAGGCUGCAUUGGCGGAGAUGGAAGCCGAGGUGGCCGUUGUUGCAUGA